Molecule: messenger RNA, 1120 nt
Organism: Trichobilharzia regenti
Lineage: Eukaryota; Metazoa; Platyhelminthes; Trematoda; Strigeidida; Schistosomatidae
Source: the annotation of a GenBank genome assembly
ACGUAGAGAUAAAGAACUGUUGUUCAAAACAAAUGAUAAGCCUGGUGUAAAAAAGUUAAAUACUCUGAUAAAACUGGAAAUGAAAAGACUAAGUGUUUUAUAUAAUCAAAGAUUUUUGUCAUGUAAAACCCCUUCUAAUUUAUGGAAACUUUUCAAAGAAAUUACUAACGGUAAGCGAUGUAUUUCUGUUCCAUCUCUUAAUGUUGACACUCUUAAUAAAUCUUUCAUACGCUCUUCUGUUGAUACCCUUCCAAAUGAUACAAAUCAUAUUGACAAUAACUUUAGUGGUUUUAAUACCCUUGAUGUGCUUAAAUGUCUCCGGUCUCUUAAGCCUUCUCAAAGCCUUGGUCCUGACGGCAUACCUGCCAUUGUCCUCAGGAAUUGUGCUGAUAUUUUGUGUUAUCCUCUUACUAACAUUUUUAAUGCUUCUUUUUCCGGUAACGUUCUACCUUUUGCAUGGAAAAACAUUAAAAUUAUCCCUAUACCAAAACCAUCUUCUGGUUCUGAUAUUAAAUUUCGGCCUAUUGCAAUUACUUCUCCCUUUUUAAAAUUGAUGGAAAAAUUACUUUUACUUCGUCUUGAACCCUCAUUGAAACCUUUUAAUGAUCCUAAACAAUUUGCAUACAAACAUGGUAGAAGUACCUUGGAUGCUGCGGUUGUCUUAUAUCACAAUGUUGUCUCUUGUUUAGACAAAGGUGCUAAAUAUGUUCGUAGUGCUUUCUUAGACUACACAUCUGCUUUUGACUCUGUACCUAGGGGCCUUUUGUUAAAUAAGCUAUCGUUGACACAAACAGGAUCCUGGGCUAAGAGUUGGUUGCAUUCCUAUUUUUCUGAUAGAAUGCAGUAUACUGUAUAUAACGGCAAAUCUUCUUCUACCUCGCUUACAAAAUCCGGUGUUCCACAAGGUGCUGUCCUCUCUCCUUUUCUUUUUUCUUUCUUCCUACAUGACCUGCCUCAUUCAAACGAAACUAACUUUGUCAAAUAUGCAGAUGAUCUGACUGUAUCACUGCCUAUCACUUCCGAGUCUGACAGCUCCAAACUUAAUAGCUUUCUGUUGGACAUCAACAACUGGUCCAAGUCAAAUGGUCUUAUAUUAAAUCCUUCCAAAUGUCAGGCUUGA